This is a messenger RNA of Aspergillus puulaauensis, 1281 nucleotides long. Its product is annotated as putative oxysterol binding protein (Orp8). Gene Ontology annotation, biological process: endocytosis; exocytosis; piecemeal microautophagy of the nucleus. Gene Ontology annotation, molecular function: sterol binding. Lineage: Eukaryota; Fungi; Ascomycota; Eurotiomycetes; Eurotiales; Aspergillaceae. Gene Ontology annotation, cellular component: cytosol; membrane; intracellular membrane-bounded organelle. The transcript is spliced from 6 exons. The record is from RefSeq and is a predicted model, not a curated record. The coding region runs from base 1 to 1281 and encodes 426 amino acids.
AUGUCUUCCACAUCAACACCUGAUGUGCCUGAGAACGCACCCGACGAAUCCUCGAAGCUCAAGACAUUCUUGUCUAUUCUUCGAAAAUUCGUCGGCGUGAGUGAUAUCGCAUCCGUCAGGUUUUCGCUGCCCGCCCAGCUUCUAGAACCGACACCCAACCUUGAAUACUGGAACUAUUUGGAUAGACCGGAGACCUUCGCAAGCAUUGGUACAUCAGAUGAACCACUUGGACGUAUGCUGGAGGUUUUGAGGUUUUGGUUUACUAAAGACUUGAAAUACAUUAAGGGAAAGCCAUGUAAACCCUACAACUCCACUCUUGGUGAAUUUUUCAGGUGUAGCUGGGAAGUAAAUUCUACCCUUUCCGAGUUGCACGUGUCCAAAGGGACUCCAGUCAAGGGCGCGUCAACCGUGAACGAUUACAACGGAAAACCAGCCAGAGUGUGUUACUUGACCGAACAAACAUCUCAUCAUCCGCCAGUGUCCGCAUUCUACAUUGACUGUUCAGAAACAGGAGUAUCCGCUCGCGGGUUUGAUCAGAUUAGUGCCAAAUUCACCGGAACAAGCAUCCGCGUUGCCCCCGGACAGCACAACCUUGGCAUCUUCAUCAAUAUCAGUAAAAGGGACGAUGAGGAAUACCAGCUGAAACACCCUGCUGCCCACCUAGGUGGCCUGCUGCGUGGCGCUUUAUCCAUCAGUGUGGCUGACACAUGCUAUAUCGUCUGCCCGAAAACGAGGAUUAAGGUGAUUUUACAAUAUUUGGAGGAUGGUUGGAUCAGCCGAGCUCAAAAUAAGGUUGAAGGCGUUAUCUUCCGAUAUGACCCGGACAAAGAUACGAUUACUAGGGUAAAGGACGUUCCGGAAGCCGAUGUGCUUGCCAAAAUCUCAGGGUCAUGGCAGAAUCAAAUGUAUUACACCAUGGCUGGCACAAAUGAGCCCCAGCUACUGAUUGACAUCGCACCCCUUUUUCCUGUUGCAAAGACUCUGCCGCCUGAAGAAAGCCAGCUAUCCAACGAGUCCCGAAAAUUCUGGUCUGAUGUGACUGAGGCAAUACUGGACAAAAGAUAUAGCCAAGCCACCAAGCUCAAAGUUGAGAUCGAAGACCGACAACGGCAGAAAGCCGCUGAACGACAAGAAAAGAAUGAAGAAUGGAAACCUCGCUUCUUCACUGGCGCCGUCACGCCUUUGGGAAGACCAGAGUUGAGUGAGGAAGGUGCAGAGGUCCUCAAGGGUCUUCGCAACCAACACUACCAGUUAGAGGAGAGCUAUGUCAAGGGCGCCUAG